Messenger RNA from Hippopotamus amphibius kiboko, 987 nucleotides. RefSeq names its product melanoma-associated antigen B10-like. NCBI's taxonomy places the organism in Eukaryota, Metazoa, Chordata, Mammalia, Artiodactyla, Hippopotamidae. Gene Ontology annotation, biological process: negative regulation of transcription by RNA polymerase II. The transcript is spliced from 2 exons. The coding region runs from base 1 to 987 and encodes 328 amino acids. The record is from RefSeq and is a predicted model, not a curated record. Gene Ontology annotation, cellular component: nucleus.
AUGCCUCGGGGUCGGAAGAGUAAGCUCCGUGCCCGUGAGAAACGCCGCCAGGCCCGAGAUGAACCCGAGGAUCUGGUAGGUGCUCAGGCCAAGGUGGGAGUGGGAGAAGAGUUCCCCCCUUCUUCCCCUCCUUGUUGCAAAGCUAUUUCCCAAAGCUCACUUAUUGUUUGGUCAUGUUGCAAUCCACAGGGUCUUCACAGAGCCACAGCUUUUGCAAACACUGAGGCCAUCUUCAGAGACCAUCUAGCUGAGAAGGUGGUUACACUGGUGUACUACCUGCUGUACAAGUAUCGAAUGAAAGAGCCCAUUACCAAGGCAGAUAUGCUGACAAAUGUAAUCCAGAUGUAUAGGAGUCACUUCCUUGAGAUCCUUAAAAGAGCUUCUGAGCACCUGGAGGUGGUCUUUGGCCUUGACCUGAAGGAAGUGGAUCCCUUCCGGCACAUCUAUGUCCUUGUCAACAAACUAGAUCUAAGCUAUAAUUCAAACCUGGGUGAUAAAAGAGGGAUUCCCAAGACAGGCCUGUUGAUGGCUAUUCUGGGUGUGAUCUUCACUAAGGGCUAUUGUGCCACUGAGGAGCAAGUCUGGCAAAUAAUGAAUGUGAUGGGGUUAUAUAAGGGGAGGAAGCACUUCAUUUUUGGGGAGCCCAGGAAGCUCAUCACCAAAGAUUUGGUGCAGGAAGGGUACCUGGAGUACCGCCAGGUGGCCAACAGCAAUCCUCCACGCUACGAGUUUCUGUGGGGCCCCAAAGCCCAUGCUGAAACCACCAAGAUGAAAGUGCUGGAGUUUGUGGCCAAGAUCCAUUAUACAGUCCCCACUGCCUUUCCAGUCUGGUAUGCAGAGGCUUUGAGAGAUAAGGAAGAGAGAGCCCGAGCCAGAGCUGCAGCCAGAGCUCGUACUGCUGCCCUGGCCAGUGUGCGCUCCGAGGCCAUAGCCAGCAGCAACUCCCGCCCCAUCGCAUCAAACUGGGCAGAACCCCCACACCAGUAA